GUUUACGCAUGCGCUGGCUACUAUCCUUGUGUGUUUUCUCCUUGUCCCAUAGCAGCGUGGUGUUGUGUCAGUCUCCUUACAUCGUCAAACCUCAAAGAGACAUGGCAGAAAAAGGAAAGGGCAGGGUGUCGCAACAGGACAAGACAGGGAACAAAGACCGCUGUGUGACAUGUCACCAUCAUGCAGCAUCCAAGGGACACGACACAAUGGCUGUCCCUCCUGCCUACUCAGACUUGGGGAAAUCUGCCAAAGACAUCUUCAACAAGGGCUACGGCUAUGGAAUCCUGAAGCUUGAUGUGAAGACCAAGUCCCAGAGUGGCGUUGAGUUUGCCACCUCAGGCUCAAACAACACAGACACUGGCAAAUCCGGCGGCCACCUGGAGACCAAGUACAAACUCAGCGAGCUGGGCCUCAGCUUCAGCCAGAAAUGGAACACAGACAACACUCUGACCACAGAAAUCACCAUGGAGGACCAGCUGGCAAAGGGCUUGAAGCUGGGUCUGGACACCUCCUUUGUUCCAAACACUGGCAAAAAGAGUGCCAAAGUGAAGACAGCCUACAAGCGUGAAUUUGUCAAUGUGGGCUGUGACCUGGACUUUGACAUGGCCGGCCCCACUGUCCACGGCACCGCUGUACUGGGCUACGAAGGUUGGCUGGUGGGCUACCAGGUGGCGUUUGACACGGCCAAAUCCAGCAUAACCAAGAACAACUGUGCUCUGGGAUACAAGGCUCCCGACUUCCAGCUUCAUACCAGUGUCAACGACGGCACAGAGUUUGCUGGCUCCAUUUACCAAAAGGUGAAAAACAACUUGGAAACAGCGGUCCACCUGGCAUGGACGGCCGGAAGCAAUAACACGUUCCUUGGUGUGGGAGUCAAAUACCAGCUGGAUAAGGACACCUCUCUUUCUACCAAAGUCAACAACGCCUGCAUGCUCGGCGUUGGAUACACACAAACUCUCAGACCAGGAGUGAAGCUCACGCUCUCUGCGCUCGUAGACGGGAAGAACAUAAACGGUGGUGGACAUAAGAUGGGCAUGGGCUUUGAGCUAGAGGCAUGAAGAUGAAGAGGGAAGACAAAAAAAGCACGGCAGACGAAAAGAAGAGGAUAGAUCCCAGCAGCAACACUGAAACACAUUCUAAGGGCUUACUUAACCUUGCAGGACUGUUUGUUUCAAUGCUGUAUCAUUUCAGCACAGAGACUUAGUGGCCACUUCAUGCACAAUCUCAUCUGGGGCAGAUAAUUGAAGAUUUUUGUCAGGCAGUUCAGCCAAGUAUUAGUCAUACACUGGCCAAGUGAUUUUUGUUUUGUAGGGGUGCACGAUCAGACCGAUAACUAUUAAUUAAGACAUCAUACUGAUUAAAGUAAUAUCUCAAGAUAACUAAUAAAUUUAAAAAAUGCUCUAAUGAAGUGAGAUUACUGUACAUGUACAAUGCUGGUGAGCAAAUCAAACGCUCCUUUAACGGGCUGAAUUUCCCCGGGUGCUCACUUGUAUCAUUGUUCCAGAGGAAGACAUUUCCUGUGCACUAAAUGCUCCAUAAUGAAGGGAGAAAAACUAUACAUCAAAACUUAUCAGCCACAUGAAACACCAGCAUUGCUACAACGCCCGGGUCUUGGUCCUAUACUGAAGGUUAAAGCGAUCUGUGAUUUUUAUUUUUUUUUAUGAUGGCAGUGGACGACCAGCCCUUUACUAUCGUUGAAGAAUGAUACCAGCUUUUGUUGGCUGGUAAACCCCUCUAAUGUGCAAUGACAAUCAUAGUAGAUUAUACUUGAAGAUAUCUGGAUCCUCCACUUUUCUGAAGUUGUUAGGAUGUUGUUUUAUCGUGUUAAAUGAAGUUUCAGAUAAUGAGGUGUGCUCAUUUGGAAGUGAGCCCUGAAAGAAGCUCUGGAUGGCUGUGAAUGCCCUUUCAGAGAGUUUUUUUUUCAAACACCAGCUUACUGUGAUGUCACAUUGAACCAGACUUCUUUAUAUGGCUGUUUCCGGGUACAAGCUGUACAAGCUGAGUGGGACCAAUCACUGUGGUGUGGGCGUGCCCGGAGACGGGCAGUGAGAUAGACCUUUUUGGAAAUCCAAUGGAAUACACCUGGAAUAGGUGACCUUUUUGGAAAUCCAAUGGAAUACACCUGGAAUAGGUGCAGAUUCAGAAGACAUAGAAAGCUUUUUGUGUGGGUUAUUGUGUGUAGCUGAUCUAUAGAAGACCACAACUUAAUACAAAGGGUUGAAAAAUGAGCAGAAUCAGUCCCCUUUUAACUUUCCUCUAAAUUAACUUUCCUCUAAAUUAUCCAAUAUCAGUAAUCUAAAUAACUUCUCAAAUGUAAAAAAACAAAACAACCAAAAGUACAUCUAUUUUUUAAAUCUUUUAUCAAGAACUCCAGUAUUGUACGACUUCUUGCAUCAUUUACAGCUAUAAGAUUCAGCAAACAAAAUAAUAAUCUCUGGCCAGGGUAUGAAUAAUUUUGAGCUUGUUCAACUUCAUUAUCAACUUGCUUGGCUCUCAUAAACAAAUUACUAUUAGAAUGUGAAUGCCUGGGUGUUUCAUUGUUGCAUGUUUUCAAGCAAACCUCCCUCCCUUUUUUUGCCUUGUUGCCAAAUACAGCGACUAUAUAAUAAACAGUGCAAUAAAAGAUGAAGGAACCUUUAAUUCCAACACUUCACCUCAGAACCUUCACUUGCCAGAAAGGUCUAUUUUUUUUUUGGCUGUUGUCCUGUUGUGUUCAGAAACAUUUCACUUGUUAUGCUUGUUUUCUCAACUGAUUUUAUUGAAUCAGUGGAAUAAAAAAGUGGUGAACAUUU
Doryrhamphus excisus (bluestripe pipefish) is the source of this 2792-nucleotide messenger RNA. It is a transcript of the gene vdac3, whose product is annotated as voltage-dependent anion channel 3. Lineage: Eukaryota; Metazoa; Chordata; Actinopteri; Syngnathiformes; Syngnathidae. Gene Ontology annotation, molecular function: voltage-gated monoatomic anion channel activity. The record is from RefSeq and is a predicted model, not a curated record. Gene Ontology annotation, cellular component: mitochondrial outer membrane. Gene Ontology annotation, biological process: monoatomic anion transmembrane transport.